Messenger RNA from Cylicostephanus goldi, 1701 nucleotides. The record is from the annotation of a GenBank genome assembly. NCBI's taxonomy places the organism in Eukaryota, Metazoa, Nematoda, Chromadorea, Rhabditida, Strongylidae.
AUGAUACCCGUAGCGACGAUGGCAAACUUCUGGAAUAUUCCUAUUAUAGCUUAUAUGGCUACAUCCAAUACACUAUCAAACAAAAAGAUUUACAAGACACUGAUUCGUACUUCGCUGAGGACCAUGAAUACUGUAGCUGAAUCAACUGCUGCAUUUAUAAAGCACUAUAAAUGGAAGAAGGUAGCGCUGAUAUCAAAUACUGGUGUAGCUGCUUACGAGAAGAUCAGCGUGUUUGAGCCAGUGCUAAAGAGAUACGGGAUUACGGUAACCAAGAAAAUUCUGUUCGAAGAAUCAGCCACCGUCCAGGAUAUGGUAAACAGUGGACAAUUGGAGGAAGUUCGAUCAAAUUUUGCAAUCGUGAUGUUCACAUCUGCGCGGGACCUCACCACCAUAUUCCGCGACGCUCUGACGUUAUAUGGAAUGUCCGAGACUGAAUUUGUCUUCAUCUUUCCCUACAUGCAAGAAGGAACAAAUGGAGCAUCACCGUUUGCCGGAAGCGAUAACGCCGUACUGGACAGAGUGAGGAAAACCUAUGCAAACUGUGUUUUGAUUGAUGAUACCAACGGCUUCGAUGACCGUAUGAUCACUCCAUUCCUUGAAAGACUUGCUACUAUCGGACUUGACGAGAAAGACAUCGACUUGGGCAACAUCUACGGAUAUAUUGCGCUUUUCGACUCAAUAAAAGUGUUUGCAACGGCCGGAAGAAAAGUUUUGAAUAGCACUGGAAAUUUUGCCUCAGUCAUUGAUGGGAAAUUGAUGUGGAGCGCCAUGAGAAGAAUGACCGUACCAGGAAUGGUUGCCAACUCCGGUGUCGGAAGUGGGACAGUAAUGUUGGAUGAUCUAGCUGAACGUAUACCCUACUACUCGGCAUUCUUUGUGGACAAAAAUAGAAACCAGAUUACCCCGUUUGCGAACAUCAUCCCGUCGCUCGUCGCUAAUUGUGAUGGAUUGAAAACUGGCACUGGAUGCUUCUCACUCAACGUCACCGAGGUGCAAACAUCUUUUUGGCCAUCUCCUGAUGGCAACAUGCCAAUUGAUGAGCCAGUUUGUGAGGUGAAAAAUGUGACUAUACACGAUACUGGUGAGUCCAUUUUUUGUUCAAAAAAGAGAAUAAAAUUUUUUGAAUCUCGCGCUCUUGACAGUAUGCCAUGGAGAAUCUUCCGAGACGAUAUGCAGAUUGUAGAUGAAGAAACAGUCAAAUCUAUGCUAUCCCUCGGAUCUCAACGAACCAAACUAUCCAAUACAAAUGCAAUGGCCCUAAAGAACCAUGCUGUUAUUGGAGUGAACACUCAUGCCACCUACCAUAUGUACGAGCAGAGAAGACCGAUCAAAUUUGGACGAGCUGACCUUGCUUUGCUAAUGCGGAUGAAGCAAGUCGUUCACGAUAACCUCAACCCUUUCCUUGGAAUGGCUUUCAAUGAAAAAGGUGAAGUUCUACUACUGUGGAAAUUCUGCUCAAGAGGAACUUUACAAGACCUUAUUUACAAUGACCAAUUCGUUUUGGACGAGAAGUUUCACGGAGCAUUCGUGAGAGAUAUCACCCUGGGCCUGGAAUAUCUCCAUCUGUCAAAUAUCGGCUACCAUGGUGCUCUAACAACGUGGUCCAUUCUCAUCGAUCGUAAUUGGUUGAUGAAAUUGACAGACUACGGCAUCAGCGAUGCAGUAAAUAGAUGGGUGAAACAUGGUAGUAUCAAUGCUGAA